CUUUAUGAUUCCAGUGAAGAAUGUGAUUAAUACAAUGGGCAAAAACACCCAAAUUCGGAUAUCCGAGUCCAACAGCAACUCCGCCAUACUGCAAAACCGGAAAUAUAUUUGGAAACGUCUUAUUUGUGCAUGUGUGCAGAAAGUAUCCCAUCAAAAGUAUUGCAGUAUGAACAGUUUCUGAAUGAAAGAUUGAAGACAGAUCUUAGUCAAGUGGUUGACCAGAGAGAUAAGCUCUAUGGAGAGGUAGCAGAGUAUUUACAGCUGAAAACUGUCAUCGAAAGAAUUAAGGAAUCAGAUUUCCAAACUAAUGGUCUGAAAACCAAAGUGGACUUGGGGUGCAACUUCUAUGUACAAGCACAUGUUCCAGAUGCCUCCAUGAUUUUUGUGAGUGUGGGUUAUGGAUUUUUCUUGGAAAUGACCCACACCGAGGCUCUGGCAUUCAUAGAGAAAAAAGUUUCAAUAAAUAAUGCCAAGAUAGAUGCCCUUACUACAGAAGUUGCUAAAAUAAAGGCCCAUAUCAAGCUUGUCCUGCAGGGUUUACAAGAGAUCCAGAAUUUAGAUUAUGAAACAGAGAAGCCAUACAGAGAUGUGUUAAGCUGAGAAUUCUGUUAAAAAUCUCCAUCCAGUAUCUAGGAUGUAUACAUGAUGAAAGCUUGCCUCGGAGCCUGGAGUACAGAAGACGCAUUAUUCAAUGACUGAAAUAUUCCAAAAUCUAAGCAUAGGCUGCAGUGUAUUAAAAUACUGAUUACAAAGCUUUAUACUCAAAAAAGUGGGAGUGACUGAUCAAAUAUGUCUGAUUUCAUUUAUAUUUUGUCAUCUUGUUUAAAAUGCCAAAAUGAAUAAACUAAGAGUAAA
This is a messenger RNA of Ostrea edulis (European flat oyster), 855 nucleotides long. RefSeq names its product protein UXT homolog. Lineage: Eukaryota; Metazoa; Mollusca; Bivalvia; Ostreida; Ostreidae. The transcript has 6 exons. Bases 130 to 600 code for a protein of 156 amino acids. Gene Ontology annotation, molecular function: transcription corepressor activity. Gene Ontology annotation, biological process: negative regulation of transcription by RNA polymerase II. The record is from RefSeq and is a predicted model, not a curated record.